Didymodactylos carnosus is the source of this 1608-nucleotide messenger RNA. The record is from the annotation of a GenBank genome assembly. Lineage: Eukaryota; Metazoa; Rotifera; Eurotatoria; Philodinida; Philodinidae.
AUGUUCUUUAUUUUGUUCGUAUAUUUACUACACCUAAUUUCAUUAUGUAUAACUCAACCAACAUCAUACACAUGCGAUCCAUUAUCAUCAUGUGGUUGCUCAAAAGAAAGGGCAGUUUUAUCAAAAAUCGUUGGUGGAGAACCAGCUGUACCCCAUAGUUGGGGUUGGAUAGUAUCAUUUCGAAGGUACUUAGAUCACAAAUGUGGCGGUGCUGUAUUAAAUGAAAAUUAUGUUAUAACGGCAGCACAUUGUAUCGAUGAUAUUAAUACAAUAAUAUCAAAUACAGUAUCCGUUGGCAAACAUCAACUGAGUCGGAGUGGACAAAUUCGUUCAAUAUCAAAAGUAUUUGUGCAUCCAUACUAUAAGAAAAGCACAUUUGAAAAUGAUAUAGCUGUACUUCAAUUAUCAUCACCAUUAAAUUUAUCAGAUCCUCUAGUAUCAAAAAUAUGUUUACCCAACCUUACGGAGACCACAUCGUUUGAUGUUCCUGAAUAUCCACGUGUUAACAGUUCACUAGUUGUUGUAGGAUGGGGGCGUCUGUUAUUUAGGAAUGACAGUUUACCAGACAUACUUCAACAAGUAACAGUCAGAGCCAUAUCAAAAAACCAUCAUAUGUGCUCAGAAUCAAUACAAAAUCCAGAAAUACAAUUUUGUGCCGGUAUUGAUAAUGGAGGAAAAGAUUCAUGUCAAGGUGAUUCAGGUGGACCAUUAAUGUUAUUUUCUAACAAUCGGUGGGAAUUGGUCGGUAUUGUUAGCUUUGGAAACGAAUGUGCCUUACCAAAUCACGCUGGAAUAUAUACACGUGUGGCUGCUUAUCAAAACUGGAUUAAAAAUAUUCUCGAAAAGGGUAUCGAUGUUCUUGAUACUACAACUCCUAUCAGUAUUCUAAAAACAACCACUACCAAUAGUUAUCCAAUAAAUUCUAAAAUAUACAAAUGCAAUUCAUCAGCUCAAUGUGGUUGUUCAAAAAACUGGGCAGUUUUAUCGAAAAUAGUUGGUGGUGAAAUUGCUAGACCUAAUACUUGGGGCUGGAUUGCUUCGAUUCGACGGAAUUCGCUUCAUAUAUGUGGUGGUAGUAUUUUAAAUAAAAACUAUGUAAUAACAGCAGCGCAUUGUUUGAAUUUCGAUGUCCUAAGACAAGGUUCUGUUUCGGUUGGUACAGAGCGAUUGAGCCAACCUGGACAAGUUCAAUCUUUCUCAGAGGUGUUUAUUCAUCCAAAUUAUGAUCAUAGAUUACUUCAAAAUGAUAUUGCCAUUUUGAAAUUAUCAUCUCCAUUAGAUUUUUCCAAUUCAGUGAUAUCAAACGUAUGUUUGCCUAACAUUGAUAAGAGCUUUCUGAGAAGAGAAGAGUAUCCUGACGUUGGCAGCACAGUAGUUUCAAUCGGAUGGGGUACAUUAUACUCCAAUGCUAGCAAAGCAUCAGACACACUUCAACAAGUAACAGUCAGUACUGUAGCCAAAACACAUUGGACUUGUUCUGGUUCAAUUACAAAUCCAGAAAUACAAUUUUGUGCCGGUGUUAAUGGUGGUGGAAAGGGUACAUCUUUUUCUGUGUACAGUGACAGUACUAAUAUUCAGCAAAAUAGGAAAACGAUAUUUGCUUUUUGA